UAGCUGCUGUUGACCUUCCUACAAGAAUUGCAGAAAAAAAAGAGAGAAACACUCUGCCCAAGUGAACAGUUGUUUUGCAUUAGGGAUUUGGCUGGAGAUAAAGAAUAGGAGUUAAAAUCGUUGAACUGGGAAACUUUUAUUACAACAUGAGAUGCAGAAAAAGCAUGAGCUGAGCUGGUCACAGAUGUUCCCUGUGACCAAUGGAAGAGGAUAUGGUUUCAGUUACGAUUCUCAACAUCUGCUCAAAGGCAAGAAGGGGCAUCGUUUUCGGUGCAAAAUAUUGAAGAUUUGUUCUGCUUUGAAUAAUCUCCAAUUCGGGCUAAUUGUAUUUCUGCUGCGUGUUUUAAAGCAACAGAUGACCUCUUGGUAAACGAGUGCAGCCGUCCCUCCAAUCCGCGACUGCCACAUCAUUUCCCUUCCGGGUCGAUGAGUUAAUGCACCGGAGUUCCACCCCGUUUCUGGCUGGCCGACUUCCCUUGAACCCUGGGAAAGAACUGUUGGGCCAACCUGUCCAAGAUUCCAAAAUGUUAAUAGUGAUUUGUAUGGUAAGCUUGAUUCAUUGCAUCAGUGGACAGCUGCUGGACAACAAGUUAAAAGGACAUUCCCCCCAGUACAUCUGCAGUGUACCUGGUUUGCUUGGUCCUCCGGGGCAACCAGGUCCCAAUGGAGCAUCUGGAGCACACGGGCGCAUUGGACUGCCAGGACGAGACGGGAGAGAUGGAAGGAAGGGAGAGAAAGGAGAAAAUGGAGACUCAGGUCUAAGAGGGAACUCAGGUCCCGCUGGAAGAGUUGGAGAAAAGGGGGACAGGGGACUAACAGGCAAGAAAGGACCUGAUGGAUUUGCAGGUGUCAAAGGAGUGCUAGGCCCAGAAGGUCCUCCUGGGGAGAAAGGAGACAAGGGACAACGAGGGCUGCCAGGACAACCAGGAGUCUGCAAGUGUGGCAGCCUGGUGCCGAAAUCAGCCUUUACAGUCGGUAUAACCACCAGCUACCCUGAGGAAAAAUCUCCAAUAGUAUUCAACAAAGUCCUUUUCAAUGAGGGAGAACACUACAACCCCACCACUGGGAAGUUUGCAUGUGCUUACCCGGGUAUUUACUACUUUUCCUAUGACAUCACACUGGCCAACAAACACCUGGCAAUUGGACUAGUACACAAUGGCCAAUAUCGCAUAAAGACUUUUGACGCCAAUACGGGGAACCAUGAUGUCGCUUCUGGAUCUACAGUUAUGUACUUGAAUUCAGAAGAUGAAGUCUGGCUGGAAAUCUUUUUCACUGAUCAAAACGGCCUGUUUUCUGACCCAAACUGGGCUGACAGUUUGUUCUCUGGGUUUUUACUUUAUGCAGAUACAGACUACUUUGAUGCUCUUUCAGAAGAUUAUUCAUGAAAACUACUAUCUAAUAUUGGUUGGCAACAUUAAAAUACAUGUUAUGAUCAGGUUUAAGUAUUAAGCAAUGUGCAAAACAGAACUAAUGGAGUAACUAUAUACAACAGUUUGCUGCAAGUGGGUUUAUUAUAACAAAUAAUUAGUGGCUGGUGUUAUGUAUACUGUACAUAUAUCAUACUUUCCAACAUUUUGAUAUCCAAAGUUCUCUUGGCAUCCUGUGUUUUCACACUGAGCAUAACAGCUUGAUAUUGUUACAACACAAAACCCAAGAUGAAUCCAAAUGAUCAUAGCGAUAGCAAAAUCUUCUGAACUGGACACAGUACAUCUUCUACCAUAAUCAUACUAUUUAACUCCCAAGUAUUUUAACACAAUAAGACUUUUAACAAAAGCUAGUUAGAACCUUUGAGGUGAUUUUAGACAAGAAUGGCCCCCAGAGAAAAUCCAAUAGCACCUGAAACCCAAUUGGCUGUGUUUUGUGUUUUGUUCCAAUUAAAAAAAACUGAUUUGUUAAUAGAGAAUGUCCAAAAUUAAUAAUAACAAUAAUAACAGUUUUGUCCCACAACUCACAUCUGGAAACUAACCAGUGUCUUGGAAUAACAUUGAAUUUCCAGAUACGCUGUUAUGGCUGAUGAGGGACUAACUAUUCUCAAACAUAUGCAUAAACAGCUGUUUGUGCUGAGUUUUAAGACUUAGUUGUUUGGGUUUGUAUUUAAUAAAGUUGUACAUGGUUUCUCCUUCAAAAAAAAAAAAAAAAAGUUAAAUGGCAGCUGUAUCCAGUACGAGUUAUUCAAAGGUAUUGUAUUAUGAUUAAUGUAUUGUAUUUACUUUGGAAACACCAGCAGGAUUCAAGGGUAGCAGUACAGCAGAUUCUAGCUAGACUGAACUGACCUAUAAUCCAGUCCAUGCUUUCAUAAUGAAAUGCACGCUAAUAGCAGCUGUAAGAAAUGUGUGUGUGACACAUUUAAAUAUGUUUUCGAUUUUUUUACUCAAAUAAAUAUUAGUUAUUUUUGAAUAAAAUAAAAAGAAUGAAAAAAAAACGUAAGAUGGGCAUUUUUAGUAUUGUACAGAUUACAAUCAGAACAAAUCACUAAUUAGCAAGAGUCUAUUGUAUUUAAAUCUACCACUUCAAUUAGAUUAGGGGUACACUCUGAAACCAAGUGUACUCAUUGUGUGUGAGUACCUGUUUUGGUAAUAAAAAUAAAAAAGCCUUAAAUUGAUCACAAAUAUUGAUCUUUGAUAUGCAUAAAACAUAGUUAAAUACUAUACACAUUACACAUACCUUUCCUCUUCUUGCACUGUAGAUGUGAGUAGCCUUUCAUUUUUUAGAUGACUAAAAAGUUACCUGCAAGCAGAAAUGCACUCCAUGCUGUAGGAUUACUUGCACAAUAACUGCAUUCUUACGCUUUCUGUAAAAUUUCAUAUUAAUAUUGAUUAUUUAGUUUUGAUCUUCAUUUUCCAAUGUAUGAAUCUGCUUUUCUUUUGUAUUUCAACCGAACAACUUGAAACCCCACUAAGGGCCCGAUCCAAAGCUUGGUAAAUGAUGUUGAGAUUUGGAACUAAACAGGGUUAAUACAUAUUUUGAAUAUUUAAGUAGACAUCAUGACUUUAUCGAUCAAAAUAGGUCAUUCAAUUUAAGUUGAAAUAAAAAGCAAAGCAAAUAUUUUUAAAGCAGAUAAAAUUGACAAAAUCCACUUGCUGAGUUUUGAAUAUCAAGCCUGCGAGUAUGUAUUCCAAAUUAUAAUCACAAUCAGAUCUCUCUGUUGUCCUAGGAUGUGUCACUAUGCACUACAGCUUUUGAUUUCUGUAGUGUAUGAAAUGGAACUAGUUUAAGCUGAAAAUAACAUAGCACAGACUAUUGCAGAAGAAGGAAAAGUAGAAAUAUUAAGAUGUAUUCAGUAUUCGAGAAAAAAAAAAACUAAAAUGUAAGCAGACCAUGUUUUAUGGAAUUUUUCAACUUGGGGGUUAACAUUCCAAAUUAAAAAAUAAACGACUUGGCAGGCUUCGUCGUUUAUUACAAUUCAGAAUGUUUACCGCCUAGUACACUACACUUAAAACAAAUUAUCGCUUAAAUGCAGAGACAGCUUAGGGAAAGUCAUUCUAUGAAAUACUAGAACACCUCAUAAAGGAGAAAAGGUUUCCUGGGCAUAUUAAAGCAUGUUUCAGGUUUUCUAAUAAUAAUUCACCCAUUAGUGAAAGGAGUCAAGCUAGAAUGACCCAAUACUAUUUUGAUACCUCUAAUGCGGUGUCAGUCUGAAGACAAAUCAUAAACACAAAUAUUUUCUUUAGCACUAUUUAUUGUUGUUUCUAGAGGGAAUUGCACUUAACCUAAUAUAUUGUGUCUUAAAAUGUAUAUAUGCUUAAAACUACAUUAAAAUGAGUCACUGUUUGCCAAAAUAAAUGUGUGUCCAUGUAAACUGCAUGCUGCUA
Molecule: messenger RNA, 3812 nt
Organism: Acipenser ruthenus (sterlet)
Lineage: Eukaryota; Metazoa; Chordata; Actinopteri; Acipenseriformes; Acipenseridae
Product: complement C1q tumor necrosis factor-related protein 7-like
Exons: 4
Coding region: 435-1385 (316 amino acids)
Molecular function (GO): protein binding
Source: RefSeq, a predicted model, not a curated record